GAACGUAUAUUGGUUUACAAUGUGCAGCACAGACUCCCUGCAGAAAAGGUUUCCGUUGCAUUCUGGCAGACAGGCUGUGCCCUGCAGUCCUGAGUCCUCUGCCAUCUGUUCCUGCUACAUUGCCAUCACCAGAGAAGCAAAAACACRACAUUCAUCAGACAGUCAGCUUGUGGCUGCUUGGAUUAGAAACAAGUGACCAAUAAUGGGUGGAAAACAAAAGCAGUGCUGGAUCUGAACAUGACAGUUUGAGGACCUGCACUUGUUAAUAGGGGGCCUGGUAGACUCACCUGAUGGAACWGGACGGUCUGCAGAGAGAAGGGAGGAGAACAGCAGGACAGAUAGGARGGUGAAAGCGCCAGGACAAGGACAAAAUCGAUUUUUUAUUUCUUUUCCACAGGACAGMAAAUGAACAUGUUGCUGAAGGUAGCAUUUGGGAAAGGACGUCUCGCCUCCAAACAGCUUUCGUUCACCUUUCCACAGACAGAUCCUGAGAGGAAAGGCAGCUGGUCUGCUGGAGGGAAGAGGAAGAUGUUCUCUUUUUCUCUCAGAUGUCAACUGGGCAUCAUCAGAGGGAGAACCAAAGAUGAAGGGCCGUACUCAAAGGGGAGCAAAGAAGCAACUGACCAAUCACAUCCGUCCCGUGGAUGCAGCCUUUCAGCAGAGGAGUACCGAGGAGUGACCACGGUGGAGCUGAUGAAAAGAGAAGGCAGCAGCCUUGGCCUCACCAUCUCCGGAGGCUCUGAYAAGGAUGGCAAGCCCAGAGUGUCAAACCUGCGUCCAGGUGGGCUCGCUGCCAGGAGUGACCAGCUGAAUAUGGGAGACUACAUCAAGUCAGUAAAUGGCAUCAACCUGUCAAAGCUCCGGCAUGAUGAGAUCAUUAGCCUACUGAAGAACAUCGGCGAGCGAGUGGUGUUGGAAGUGGAGUAUGAGCUGCCAUCAUUUGUCCAGAACCCAUCAGGAGUCCUAACCAAAACCAUAGAGGUGCUGUUACACAAGGAAGGAAACAGUUUUGGCUUUGUCAUGAGAGGGGGUUUCCAUGAAGACUGGAGGAGGUCCCGCCCUCUGGUGGUCACCAGCGUAAGGCCUGGGGGUCCAGCUGACAGAGAGGGCACUCUGAAGGCCGGAGACCGAGUUUUGAGCAUAGACGGGAUGCCUCUGAACAGAGAGAGGCAUGCUGACGCUUUGACCAUGCUGAUGCAGAGCAGCCAGGAAGCUCUGUUCCUGAUCGAGUAUGACGUUUCUGUCAUGGAGGCAGUGCAGCAGGCCUCAGGCCCUCUGCUGGUGGAGAUACUGAAAGGCCCUUCAGCCAGCCUGGGCAUCGGCCUCACAACAACAUUAUACAGGAGCAAACAAGUUAUUAUUAUCGACAAGAUAAAGUCUGCGAGCGUGGCGGAAAGGUGCGGCGCUCUGCAUGUCGGGGACAUUCUGCUGUCCAUAGAUGGGACCAGCACCGAGCACUGCUCCCUGAUGGAGGCCACACAGCUACUAGCCAGCACCUCAGAAAUCCUUAAGCUCGAGAUUCUUCCAGCCAGUCAGAGCAGACUUCCCAUCCGACCACAGGAAACAGUUAAAGUGCAGAAAAGCAACCACAAUCCCUGGGACCAAAGCAGCAACUACUGCAACCCCCCACACGCCAGCCACAGCAAGACGUGGAGCAGCCCAAGCCACCCACACAACCAGCAGGACCUCUGCAAAUCUCUGGUGGGUGGGGGCUUUUCUCCCUCCUCCACAGCCACAUCGGGCUUCAGCAGCCAAGGCAGCAACACGCUGCCCUGCCCUGCAGCUCCUGUCGCUCCCGUCAGCCCUCGUGGCUCCACCGGCAAGAGGAGGAACAGGAAGAAGGACCACAAGAGUUCAUUGUCCCUGUCGUCCAGUUCUGUGGGCCCAGGGGGGCAGGUUUUUCACGUGGAAACUAGUGAAGUUGUCCUGAGGGGCGAUCCACUCACAGGUUUUGGGAUCCAGCUGCAGGGGGGUGUCUUUGCCACAGAAACGCUGUCUGCUCCCCCGGUCAUCCGCUUUAUUGAGCCAGACAGCCCAGCUGAGAGAUGUGGUUUGCUGCAAGUUGGAGACAGGGUGCUGUCCAUCAAUGGCAUCCCGACUGAAGAAGGCACUUUGGAAGAAGCUCACCAGCUGCUUAGAGACUCUGCUCUGGCUAACAAAGUAACCGUGGAGGUUGAGUUUGAUGUAGCAGAGUCUGUGGUUCCGAGCAGUGGCACCUUCCAUGUUAAGCUCCCCAAGCGGAGAGGAGUGGAGCUGGGCAUCACCAUCAGUGCAAGUAAGAAACCUGGCAAGCCCCUGAUCAUCUCUGACAUCAGAAAAGGAAGCAUUGCACACAGAACAGGCACUCUGGAGCCCGGAGACCGUUUGCUGGCCAUCGACUCGGUGCGUCUGGAAAACUGCACCAUGGAGGACGCCAUGCACGUCCUGCAUCAGGCCGAGGACAUGGUCAAGCUGCGCAUCCAGAAGGACGAGGACAACAUUGAUGAGUUGGAGAUGUCAGGCUGCAUUAUCUACACAGUUGAGCUGAAGAGGUACAACGGACCUCUGGGCAUCACAAUUUCUGGCACAGAAGAGCCUUUUGACCCCAUCGUCAUUUCUGGCCUUACCAAGAAAGGUCUGGCUGAGAGGACCGGGGCCAUCCAUAUAGGAGAUCGAGUCUUGGCCAUUAACGGGGUCAGCCUUAAAGGAAAGCCGCUGAGCGAGGCUAUACACCUGCUACAGAUGGCCGGGGAAUCCGUCACCCUCAAGAUCAAGAAACAAGCUGACAAUUCGGAGUUCCGGCGGCCUCCUGACAGAGAAGCCGGGUUUUUAAGUGAUCCUGAGGAUGAACUAACAGAAUCUCAGAAAACCAAUAAACACUCUGAGGUCUACUCAGCCACUGUGCCCAGCAUAGACUCGGCCAUGAGCUCCUGGGAUAGCUCAGGGUUUGAUGCAGGCUACAUUAGCCAAGGAACCUAUCUGCACAAAACUUCUGAUUUGCUGCUAAAUCCACCUGAGUGGAGGCGUCCGAAGCACAAGAGCCACACCACCUCUGGCUCCACAGGUCUGUCCCAUCAAACAGCGCUGUAUGAUGGGAGGAUUACUGAGGAUGAGUGGGACAAAAUACCUGGAUUCGUCAGCCCCCCUCAUUGCCAUGGGACCUUGAACAAGGACGACAGCUUCUGGUCCCAGGCCCUGCAGGACCUCGAGACCUGCGGCCAGUCGGAGAUUCUCAGGGAGUUGGAGGCAUCCAUGACAGGAAGUACUCUUAGUCUGUACCUGGAGGAGACAAAGGCCAGUGAGGAUUCAUUGUUUCACUCUGAAAUAAGUCCCAUAAAGCGAGAGCAAAGUCACAGUGAAACUAAAAACAAAAGCUUGAACUUUUCAACUGGAGCCAGAGAUGGAUUGUCCAGGACCAAAGGGAACCCCACUGACAUGCUGUCGCCUUCUGGAUUAGCUCUUCUCAAGGUCUCUAUAAGGAAGGAUCUUGAGAGUCAUGACUUUGGCUUCAGUGUAUCAGACGGACUCUUGGAGAAAGGAGUUUAUGUGAACAUGAUCAGACGUGACGGCCCAGCUGACCAGGCUGGGUUAAAACCUUUAGAUCGGAUCCUUCAGGUGAACCGAGUGAGGACGAGGGACUUGGACUGUUGUCUAACUGUGCCUCUCAUUACGGAGGCCGGAGACUGCCUGGAUCUGGUCAUUAGCAGGAAUCCGCUGGCAGCCGCAGACGUGGAGCUGCCCAGCGACUGUGACGAGACUUCAAACUCACUGCUCUGCUUUGCCAACUACAGGACCAACAGCAUCGCUCUGUGAGCACAAAGGAGGCCGUGGAACACAGCAGCACCGGGACCACACACACACACACACACACACACACACACACAUUACACAAGGUCUGAAAGCUACAAUGUGACAAAUUUAACCAAGAAAACAUCCCUCACGUCUAAAAUUAUAAAUGCUUUUGUUCACAAUUGACACUUUUAAUCACAAAGAUGCAGUUUUUUUUUUUUCAGAAAAUUUUGGCUUCUUUCCUUUUUCUUUCCUCAAUCUCCAACAUGUGAGGUUAUAUAAUCGGAGCUUCUGAUGGGGCCAAGAUGUCGACAUUCAUGUUCACAUUCAUAGUUUUAAGCUUUAUGUUCUCGUUGUACACAUUUCUUUGACUUUUAUUUAUUUAUUUUAUUUAUUUUAUGCACAAAUGGCUUUGUGUUCAUGUCAAAGCACUCACACAGACCUGCGGGUCUCAAGGUUUGCGGGGUCGUUGCACUUAUUUGAGUUAUUUCGGCCACCAGUUGGCUCACUGCCUUCGUUUCCAGUCUCUACCCAGCACUGCUCGCCCUAAAGAGGGGACCGGGCCUCCAAAUAGACAGAAAGCUCUUUGAGACUCACUAGCUAUCAACAACUAUAUUUUAAAGCCUGUUCUAUCUGAGCACCACAAAUGCACGAGGUCACCCUAACAUUUUCUGUUUACAAAUGUCCUUGAUUUAAAUUUUUUUAAUUAUGACACUGAUUCACAUUUACAAAAAGUUGGUUUUCAAGGUUACAAUUUGCACGUUUCUGGACACGAAUCACUUUUUAUUCUUCAUGUCCUAAAAGGUGAAAUCUUCAUUUCACAGAUGUUUCUGCAUGAGCUGCUUUUUGCUCACGUGUUCACUAAUAUCUGCCGCAGAGGCUUUUCUGGGGAUGAUUAUUUUCUAUACCACCGAGUUAUUUUUUUAUUUGAUUUAAUUUUUUUUAAGGAAAUGUGACUUGACCUGGAAACAAAUGUUGUAUUUCCCGUGUUGGCUGUCAGCUGUUUGUUGAAUCGUCCUGUUUGUAGCAGCCUUGGAGGGUAAUUUAUUGUUGGGACCUGUCUUUGAUUAAAUGUCAUCAUAUAUUAAAAAUGCCUAUUUUUAAGGUUUUCUGUUGAUUUUCUGUGUUGCACCUUUUAAUUUAUUGCUAAAAUUAUCUUUAUGUGCAGUGUUUUUUAUUUUUCUGUUCAGGUACACAGGAUUCAGUUUCUUUGUACAAACUGUAGGAGUGAAUGUGGUUGUAAGUUGUAUUUUUUAAAACUUGUUUUCACAUUUUGCCUCACAGUAUGUUAUCAGGUUGAAAGAACAUUAUUAUUAUUAUUAUUAUUAUUAUUAUUAUUUGCUUUUUUCCAUCCUUUUUGAACUUUAAAUAAAGGUAGACCAUAUUUUAGCCAUUUGUGCAGUUUAGUUGAGCUCAGCAUGUUGAAUUUUCUCACAAGGUUUAAUAAACCAACACUUACUGUGGAAAAUAAAAAUCUACACACCAAUAUUAAAAUGCCAGGUUUCUAUAAUAUAUAAAGUCAAACCAA
Molecule: messenger RNA, 5296 nt
Organism: Austrofundulus limnaeus
Lineage: Eukaryota; Metazoa; Chordata; Actinopteri; Cyprinodontiformes; Rivulidae
Product: glutamate receptor-interacting protein 2
Exons: 24
Coding region: 406-3792 (1128 amino acids)
Biological process (GO): neurotransmitter receptor transport, endosome to postsynaptic membrane
Molecular function (GO): protein binding
Source: RefSeq, a predicted model, not a curated record